Nilaparvata lugens (brown planthopper) is the source of this 3174-nucleotide messenger RNA. RefSeq lists its product as uncharacterized. Gene Ontology annotation, biological process: proteolysis. The record is from RefSeq and is a predicted model, not a curated record. The transcript has 19 exons. Gene Ontology annotation, molecular function: serine-type exopeptidase activity; dipeptidyl-peptidase activity. The coding region runs from base 122 to 3049 and encodes 975 amino acids. Lineage: Eukaryota; Metazoa; Arthropoda; Insecta; Hemiptera; Delphacidae.
GUUUUUUAAAUUACCGUAUAAAACGCCUAUAUAACUUUGAAUCAACUUCCUUCUUACACUUCGUUUAACUGCAGGAGAGUCAACUUCUCUGGGCAUUUGACUCUCAUCUGCAGUUGGAAAAAUGCAGCCGCUGCUUGUAGUUUUGGCGCUGAUAUGCGUGGAGUCGAGCCGGGGGUUUGGAGGCAUGUGGUCUGGCAUGGACAUGGGAAUCGGGUUUUCGCGAAGAAUCAAAGACCCCGAACCACAUCCGAGCAUACCCCAAGAUGGCAGCAUCAGUGAUGAGUGGUACGAUCAGAAGCUCGAUCAUUCCAGCGGAUCCAACGGGACGACGUGGAAGCAGAGGUUCUGGAGGAGAGAAACGUUCUACAAUUGGGGCAAAAGCCAGAACAUGACAAACAUGCCAAUGUUCGUGAUGAUUGGUGGAGAGGGGGAGGCCAGUCCAUCCUGGAUGCAGGGCGGCUAUUGGAUUGAGCCGGCUCAGAAAUACAACGCUCUGAUUUUCUUGUUGGAGCACAGGUUUUAUGGCAAGAGUCGUCCAACUAAAGAUUUGUCUUUCGACAACAUCCAAUACCUGCACAGCCAACAGGCGCUGGCCGAUCUGGCCGGUUUCAUUCAGAGUAUGAAGAAGGCGUAUGGCAUGACUAAGAAGAACAAAGUGAUCUGUUUCGGUGGCUCCUAUCCGGGCAAUCUGGCCUCCUGGGUGCGAAUCAGGUAUCCGAGCAUAGUCCAUGCCUCAGUGGCAUCCAGUGCUCCAGUCGAGGCUAAGGUCGACUUCCAUGAGUACUUCGAAGUUGUGGACCAAUCACUCACUACUAUCUCUGGUGCAAAAUGUUCAAACACUGUGAAAGAAGCCAUCACAAGAAUGCAAGUGAUGUCAAAAACUCAGGAAGGAUGCAACAAUCUUACAAAACUUUUCUCAUUAUGCAAUACGCUGAGAGCUGACAAUAAAUUGGAUGUGCAGUGGUUCUUCAACGGUCAGGGCCAGAGAAUGGCAGGAGUAGUCCAGUACAAUCAGCCAGCCAAACCAAAACCUGCCAAUUUUCAGGUGGUCGACAUGUGCAAAGUUCUGGAGGACGAGAAUGAACCAGACGCCUUGCAGAGGUUCAUAAACUUGAACGACGUGUUCAGGGGCCAGUACUGUGUGGCUUUCAGCCACAAGGGAUACGCCGACGGUCUUCGAACUUCUGUUACUUGGGAUAGUCCCUAUGGCAAGGGUGGAACUAAGCAAUGGGUAUGGCAAACUUGCAAUGAGUUCGGAUACUACCAGACCAGCAACGAGAAAAAUGCUCUACUCAGCUCAACAGUUCCGGCCGGAGCUUACACUGAAGCAUGCAGACAAGGAUUCACAACUUGGUUCACAGAUGACAGAAUAUAUAAAAGGAUUGACGACACCAACACGGUAUAUAAGGGCAGAACAGCUGAUCCGAAUGUAUGCUAUGUUCAUGGAUCGAUUGACCCUUGGAAAGCAUUAGGUAUUACGGCUAACCAGGGAGCUAUUAUUAUAGAAGGAAGGGAAGGUCGGCAUCUGGAUAGUACUAUUUUUAUUCAGCCAGCCACACAAUCCACGAUGGAUAUACAUCGUUUUUUGACGUUCCUGCUGAUUGGUCUGCAAGCCAUGACUGGACUGGCUUUCGAACUCCCUCUGGGUUUGGGAGUUCCCGAGCCUCUGCCAGAUGCUCAGAAUCCCUACCAGGGCUGGUUUACACAGAAACUCGACCAUUUCGACCAGAAUAACAACUAUACCUGGACCCAAAGAUACUUCAUCAACGACCAAUACUACAGACAAGCGCUGCAGAUGGGGUGGAAGAACAUGCCGGUGUUCGUGAUGAUAGGGGGGGAGAGCCCCGCCAGUGCCAGUUGGGUUCAGGGGGGCUAUUGGAUGGAGCUCGGGGGUCCCAAGGGGGCGCUAUUCCUGCAUUUGGAGCACAGGUUCUAUGGAGAGAGUCGGCCCACGCAAGACCUGAGUUUACAGAGCCUGCAGUAUCUGACCAGCUAUCAAGCUCUGGCUGACUUGGCCACAUUUGUGACCGCCAUGAAGCAGAGCUACCGCCUGACAGAUGCUAACAGGGUGGUCGCCUUUGGCGGCUCCUACCCGGGCAACCUGGCUGCCUGGUUCCGCCUCAAGUACCCCAACAUCGUCUUCGCCGCCGUCUCGUCCAGUGCGCCUGUGCAGGCUGAAGUCGACUUCUAUCAAUACUAUCAAGUGGUCUCCAAUUCGCUGGCUUAUUACAACAAGAACUGUCCGCAAGCCGUCUAUGCAGCUGCUACAAAACUCGUCGAGUACUCGAAAACACAACAAGGCUGUGAUUAUAUCACAAGGCAAUUCCACCUGUGCACCCCGCUACAAGCCAACAGCCCAGAGGACAUUCAGUACUUCUUCAAGGGCCAGGCUGAGAACUUCCUGUUCACCGUGCAGUACAACGAGCCUGGCUUUAUAAAACCUGAAAAGAUAUCUGGUUUCAAUAUUCCACAGAUCUGCAACAUUAUGACCAACACCCAGGUGCAAGACCCAGUAGUAAGACUGAGUCAGGUGAACGAUGUAUUCAGAAAGCAGUAUUGUGUCGCAAGUUCGUACAAGCAAUUCAUCCAAGGACUCAGUGCUACAGGCUGGAACAGUCCCUACGUUCAGAACAACUACCGUCAAUGGCAAUGGCAAACUUGCAGAGAGUUUGGAUAUUACGUGACUUCUGCCACUUCCAAUAGUCUUUUCGGCCAGAGCAUUUUUCUUGAAACGUUUGAACGGAUCUGCAGGGAUGCUUACACGCAAGGAUUCACGAGCCAGCAGAUAGCGAACAAUGUGGCGGGAACGAACAACUACUACGGAGGCAAAGCUAUGACUGAGACGAGGGUGGUGAACGUGCAUGGCUCUCUCGAUCCCUGGCAGGCGCUCGGCAUCACACAGUCCAAGUCUCAGCUGCAACCAGCCAUCUACAUUAUUGGAACAUCACAUUGUGCCGACAUGACGUCAUCAACAAGGAACGACCUCGCUACUCUGACCAAAGCCAGGCAGGACAUCACAGCAUACAUGAACUCCUGGUUGGGAAGCUAGGCAUUCACUCUCACUUUGCUGACAGUUUAAAGAGAAUCCCACUAUGGACUUGCUCCACAACAUCCACAAAAAUUAACAGGUUUCAGUUGUAGACUCAGUUGAAUAAAAAAUAAAUACCACUUUCU